Metopolophium dirhodum (rose-grain aphid) is the source of this 5418-nucleotide messenger RNA. RefSeq names its product serine/threonine-protein phosphatase 2A regulatory subunit B'' subunit alpha. The transcript is spliced from 13 exons. NCBI's taxonomy places the organism in Eukaryota, Metazoa, Arthropoda, Insecta, Hemiptera, Aphididae. Gene Ontology annotation, cellular component: protein phosphatase type 2A complex. The record is from RefSeq and is a predicted model, not a curated record. Gene Ontology annotation, molecular function: protein phosphatase regulator activity; calcium ion binding. Bases 811 to 3486 code for a protein of 891 amino acids. Gene Ontology annotation, biological process: protein dephosphorylation.
CAGUCAUCAAUCAAACGUCGUGCCGUUCGGUCCUGUCGAUACGCUCACACAGUAUUCUGGCCGCGGUGCGUUUCGGCGUGCAUUCCGGUCGGCGGCGACGGCGUCUGAUAUUUGCGAACGGUUGACGAUAAAUAAAAUAUAACGGCGGACCCGUGCGUCAGCUCGUCGUCGUGAUAAUAAUAAAAUAUUGUAAUAUAGUAUCGCGUCGCGGAACCCGGUGUGGUGUAAGUGCAAAGUUCGCGUUUCCGGUAGCACCAUCGAAGCCGACGAGCACCGCCCGUCAUCAUCGUUUUAAGACUUUCGUCUCGCCAGCGUAGUUCUUUGGCGACGCCGGGGGACCGCCGACGGACCGUGGUCGCGCGAUUUUCGGCGUUCCACGCCCGCUCACCGUGCGUAGGUGCGAUGCGUGCGGACCGACGUAUUACAUUUUAAUAACACGAUUUUUGUUCGGUAUUCUAAUAAAAUAUUAUCGACGGACCACAUCGAUCUCUAUUCUGUCUGAUCCGACGUCGCACCUGCAGCUGGCCGCUACACUAUGGCCUGGCUGACAGACCUUCGCUGCAGUACAUCCGGAGAUUGCACGAUACUACCGAGUGUGGUAUCAUAACAGACGUGCGGCCGCAGGUAUAUACACGAUCAUCAUGACGGAGCGCCGUCAUCGCCAUUGAGGCCCAUCGUCGUCACCGCCGCUGUAGCAGUGUCGUGUCCCACACACCCCGACGGUCGCGCCGACCGCCGAAGAAUCGCAUGACCGCCGCUGCAGUCGUCGUCGUCGUUGGCUGAACGGUACACGACUGGGUUCGGCGAGCGAUGACCACGACAGCAAACCACCGGGCCGCCGCAGGAGGUAACAUGGCUCCCGAACCAGAGGAAGACAUAGCGGCCAUCGCCAAACAGAUAUCGGACCACGCGGAGGCGAUAUACCAGACGUGGAAGGCCCGGGGCCUGGCACCCAACGAGAUACUGACGUGCCACCGUGACUCGUCGGCAGCAGCCGACAAGUUCGGCUCGGCGCUGACGCCGCAACCCAAACUGCCGGUAGACGUGACGGCCCCGGCCCACCAUAACCGUGGCACGCAGCUGAUGGCCGACCCAAACAGCACCAACAACCUGGAACGGCUAGUGAACAAGUUCGUGGUGGAGGACAAGGCCCGGCUGCAGGCGGCCCGGCAGUCGCGUUCGCUGUCGCCCAAGCCGUUCGCAUCGUCCAUUCAGUACGCGCUGCAAAAGUUUGAACAAAAGGCUUCCUCGUCCACCGGCCCCGUCCCUGAGCACCUGCAGCCACAGCAACAGCAACUGCAGCAGCAGCAAGCCGCCGCUAGCAAGCAAAACGUCGGCGGAGGUGGUGCCGCCAAGAGGUAUUGCAGCAAGCCAUCGCCGAUGCGGAACUAUGUGGCGUCGCCGGACGCAGACGACAAUAAGGGUGUGGACGGGCCUGCGUGGCCGUUUCGGAACGGUGGCAAAUCGGCAGCGGUCCAGUCGCAGCAGAACACCUGUGACUUUAUGGACGAGGUGGCCAAAGAGGAACAGCGGUUGAUCGACGCGCUGAAGAACGGGUCGGUGGUCGAGAACAGGAAGCCCGAAAAGCCGGCCGUGCCCAGCAAAGAGGGCGUCCUGUUGCGAUCGGCCGCCGGAGGUUACGAUGCGGCGGCGACCGGCCACCGUUCCAAGCCGGAGUUCCUCAUCGGGCUUUCCGCGCUCAGUUCGGCCCGGCGGAACCAGCACGCGCACCGGCAACAGGAACAGGUGCCGCAUCCCGAGCUCACCGACCACCAGCGAGCCAACAUCCGAUCCAAUCACCACCAGUCCAACCCGGUUCGGCCGUUUUUAACGCGUGGUUCAGUCGCCGAGCGUGUGCUCAUAUUCGAAAAAUGUCCUACCGAACUGAUGAAGAACUCUGCCGUCUGCAAUUCUUCAUCGGCUCAGUCGUCGUGGAAGAACAUCGGCUCGGAUGUGCACAGCAAAAUCCAAAACUAUUCGAAGGAAACAAAUCAGAAACCUGGAGCGCCUCCACCGCACACUACGUUACAAAGACAUACAAAGGCCAAUCGUAACGUAUUCAUUCCUAGAUUCUACUAUCCAUUCGGCAAGCCCGAGAGUCAACAGCAGUGGGAUACGAUCGUCAAAACAAUUACAGAUUUUUUCAUGUCGUUGCCGAAUUCGCAAGCUUCGAAACAUCACUUCGGUCAAAUCGCAAAGUUGUGUAACUGUCCGCUUUAUUGGAAGCACCCGCUGUUCUUUGCCUGUGGCGGGGACUUGUCAAGUACCAUAGACGUAAAUACCUUCCUUAAUUAUUGGAAAGACGUGUGGUCUUCUUGUCACGACUUGCCAUCGAUAUUCAUACGCAUAUUGGCAAGAAACUCAAAAAAACAAACAUUAUCACCGGAAAACUUCAUCUUAUUAGUCCAAGAUGUGGUCGAUUCACAUCCCGGUUUAACAUUCCUGAAAACUGCGCCAGAGUUCCAUUCUAGAUAUGUGCACACGGUAAUAUCAAGGAUAUUUUAUAGUGUUAACACAUCAUGGAGCGGUGAUCUUAGUCUAGCAGAAAUCAGACGAUCAGAUCUAAUGCGAGUCAUUGACCUAUUAGAAAAAGAAGAAGACAUUAACCAAGUGACUGCUUACUUCAGUUAUGAACAUUUCUAUGUCAUAUACUGUAAGUUCUGGGAGUUGGACCGUGACCAUGAUUUAUUUAUUAGCAAAACUGAUUUAGCCCGACAUAGCGAUCAUGCUUUGUCCACAAGAAUAAUUGACAGAAUAUUUUCUGGGACUGUUACUAAGAGAAAGCAAAAGAAUUCUAAUAAUAAUUAUAUGGAAGAAAAAAUGAGUUACACUGAAUUUGUUUGGUUCUUAAUGGCCGAAGAAGACAAACGACAUCCUAGAGCAGUUGAAUAUUGGUUUAGAUGCAUGGAUAUUGACGGUGAUGGUUAUUUGUCAAUGUACGAGCUUGAAUAUUUCUAUGACGAGCAAUUGCAAAGAAUGGAAAGCAUAGGAAUUGAAUGUCUACCAUUUGAGGAUUGUUUGUGCCAGAUGCUUGACAUGGUUAAACCUAAGUGUACUGGCAAAAUAUCAUUGGCUGAUCUCAAAACAUGUAAAAUGACUCCGAUAUUUUUUGAUACAUUCUUUAACCUUGAAAAAUAUCUGGAUCAUGAACAACGUGAUCCAUUUGCUUCACAGAGGGAUAAUGAAAAUGAACAUAACGAAAAUGGGAAUAAAUAUUAUAAGGCAUCAGACUGGGAUAAAUAUGCUGCUGAAGAAUAUGAAAUGUUAGUAGCUGAAGAAGGUGGAAAUGAUGCACCAGAAGAAAUAAAUGGAACUGAUAUUGAAGAUAUCCUGUCACCCAAUUUGGAUGAUGUAUUAAAAUCAUGUACGUUUAAUAAAAUAUCCAAUCAGCCUAGAGUUUUGGUCACCGAUUUCUCUUCACCGUCUACUAUGUAUGAUGAUAAUGAUUCGUCUGACUAUGCUGGUGAUAGCGAUGAUGAUAUUUAAUUUAUAUACACAAUAAUAAUACAUAAUAAUAAGUUAUAAAUAAUAAUAAAAAUAAUAAUAAUAAUAAUUGUAGUAAUAUUAUAGUAACACAACCACAUUAUUUCUUUGUGACAAUGGGAAUUGCUGACAUUAUUAUACCAAAGAAUAUAGUUGCUCAUAUUGUCCUCUUGUUCCCAUGUUUUUCUUCUGUUGUUUACUUAAACUUUUAAAUUCAUAAUUUUUGGCAAAAUGUUACAUAACAUUAAUUUAUGUGCGUGUUUUUGUUAAUAGGCUAUAGCCUAAAUAUGGUAAUUAUUAUUUUGUUUUAUUUAUGAAAGAUUAAUCGUUGUUGUUUUCAAAAAUGUAUAAAACAUUAUAAAAGGUGUCUAAAAUUGCGCCAUGUACCAGAUUUUAUAUUUGUCAUUAUUAUAUUUUUUUUGUAUGAAAUUUAUAAAUUGUAAAUAAUUAAUUCAAUUUUUAACUAGUUAAAUUAAUUUUAAAUACAAGUAGUUUAUUUAUAAUAAUGUAAAAUAUGAUUAAAAAGAAAAAACCAAAAUAUCUGUUAAUAUGUUAUACGAAUCUUAUUGAAAUAGUUUUAAGAGUUGUGUCCGUUCUGUUAUAAAAAAACCAAAUUAUUAACAUAGUCUAGUCGAAAAUAGAUCGUUAUUAUAGUAUGUACUAAUAAUAAUGACAUUAUUUAUUAAUUACAUAUUUUUAAAAACAAAAUCGUAUGAAAUAUUAAAAUCUAAUUUUCUCUUUCCUUUAUUAUGUGUUUUACUAUGACAAUUAAAAACCUAAUCUAUCAUACUUGUAUGUACUUAUAUAAUAUUUUAAUCUAAUAUUUAAUUAGGUAUGCUGUAUAUUAAAUGUAUAGUGUUUCAACGCAACUCAUCUUAAGUGAUAUUUAUUCAUAUUUUUAAUCUUCUAAUCAAUUACCAUUGAUUUUUUUCAAUGGUUAAAAAAAUCCUGAUCGUAGAAUCUUUGAAUUAUCCUCGAUGAUCUUCAAAUAGAUUUACACCUUAUUAUAAUUAUACAUUUAUACAUGUUUAAGUAUGUGUAAAGUACAACUACAGCAUUAUUCAACAAUAUUCUUACCUAAUUAAAAAUAUAAAUUAAUCUAUAAUAAUUCCUAUAAUUUUUUUAUAUUUAGAAUUAUCGUUUGACAGUUUAUGUGAUUUGUUUUUUGACAUUUACUCAGUAGUAGCACAAAUGCACUGUAGUUAAUGCUUACCCAUGUAUGUUACACAAUUACUUAAAGUAGUCUUCUUCAGAUAGUAUAUGACCUAAUAUUAAAAAUCAAACAUAUUUUUAUGUUUUGUAAAAUUAUGUAAGCAAUUGUAUGAUUGUUCAUCUGUUUAUAGUGAUAAAUAAAAAUUAACAAAAUUAUAUAUUUAAGCGUUUCAACCCUGUUUUUCAUGAAUUUUCUUUAAUUUGGAAUAUAUGAUUACCAAAGCAUGCACAUUUCUAAAUUAUACUUAUGUAUAUAACUUUGAACGUAACAUAAUUAUAUAUAGAUAUAACAAUAAUUGAAGUCAUAAAUAAUUAUAUACAAUAUUGUUAUAUCAUUGAAUUUAAGUUUAACAUAUAAAUUACAGUAACCCACUCUAGACCUACAGUAGAAUGGCACCCACUUUCCCAACUGAAUUAUUAUGUAUACCAUCUUAUGUUAUAUGUAGUUGGAUCGGUAAACAGCCAGAAUUCGGAUAAUUACUGCUAGAUGCUAGUAGUAUCUAUAUACUGAUAUUCGUACUUUUAUCGUAACAUACAUAGUGUACAUCGAUCUAACUAAAAUUUAGUUACUAAACUAUUGUACAUUUUUAAAUUUUUGAGCUAAGAUUAUUGAGGUAGUAAUUUUAACUUUUAAGUACCUAAGUAUUAUAUGCCCUUUAUAAACACUAGUGUAAUAUUCAUUGACCAUUGUGUGUAAAAUAAAACUAUGAUAAGAGACUGUAA